Messenger RNA from Cuscuta europaea, 1641 nucleotides. The record is from the annotation of a GenBank genome assembly. NCBI's taxonomy places the organism in Eukaryota, Viridiplantae, Streptophyta, Magnoliopsida, Solanales, Convolvulaceae.
CUACACGUACUCACUAUUCACUAACAAUAUCCAUAUCCUCCCUCGGUCACUCUCUUGCUUGUUACAAAGACCUAGAAAUGGUGUUUUCUUCCUUAGCCUAAGCUUGUUUAGCUCCUCGAUCAUCACAGCUGUAACAGGGCCGCGGGUGGGUAUGAUGAGGCGAAGGGGACUGGCACCUUGUUGCAUUCUUCACAAAAGAAUGAUAAGCAUCGACUUAGAUGAACAAAACAUUACAACAUACGAUGGACUCGAGAGGUGCAUCAAGCAAAGUCAAUCCUAUGAUGAUGGCAAUGAAAGCUCCGCUAGCAGAAGCAUUACUACAGAUUCCUCUUUGUUUGAUGAUGAUGCCAGCAGCAGCAACAGCAGCAACACUUCUACUAGCAACAACACUGAUUUUCGAUCAUCAUCACUCCUCUCCUCUGAUUUGACAGCGGCUAUAAUGAAGAGGGAACCUGAAAUGUGUGAAUUCUCAGCAAUCCCUUCCCCUCAAAGUCCCCACACCUGUGUCAAGGUAAAAGUAACCAAGUACCUGGAUGUGGUGGAAGCAAUGAAAGUGAAAUUCUCAAAGCUGUUACUUGGGGAGGACAUGACAGGGGGGAGCAAUGGGGUUUCAACCGCACUAGCUUUAUCAAAUGCCAUAUUGAAUCUUUCAACAUCUGUUUUCGGUGAGCUGUGGAAAUUGGAACCACUUUCUGAGGAGAAGAAGAGAAUAUGGCAACAAGAAAUGGAGUGGUUUCUAUCACCAACCAACUAUAUGGUUGAGUUGGUACCGUCCACCCAAAAUGGUGACAAUGGCUGCAUUUAUGAGAUAAUGACACCAAAAGCUCGUCCUGAUGUUCAGAUGAAUCUUCCCGCUCUUCAGAAGUUGGACAUAAUGCUUAUUGAAACCCUGGAUUCUAUGGUGGAUACAGAGUUUUGGUACUCAGAAGUGGGUAGCAGCCGAGCAGAAGGGGGGAGUAAAAGGUGGUGGCUUCCUUCACCUCAGGUGCCAAUGAGAGGGCUAUGUGAUGGUGAAAGGAAGAAACUGAUGGACAGUGGUAAAUUGGUAAACCAGAUAUUGAAAGCUUCUAAAGCUAUCAAUGAAAAUGUUUUGCUUGAAAUGACUGUUCCAGCUUUCAUCAGGGAUGCAAUUCCAAAGUCUGCCAAGGCAAACCUGGGAGAGGAUCUAUACCAGAUUUUGACAAGAGAAAGAGUUAGUACAUUUGAUGACAUGGUUGAGUCUCUGAACCUGAAAACAGAGCACAAUGCACUGGAGACAAUAAACAGGUUGGAGGCUGCAAUUCUCGUGUGGAAAGAGAAAAUGGCAGAGGAAGCAGAUUGCAUUCCAAUGUCUUGGUCAUCUUUCAUUAAACAUCCAAAAACAUUUGAGGUAGUUGAUGGAAUCAAUGUUUCACUGAAUCAUGCUGAAGCUCUUCUACGGAAGAUCAGAACUAGAUAUCCAAACCUUCCACAUACAUUCCUUGACAUGAUGAAGAUUCAAUAUGGCAAGGAUAUUGGGCAUGCAAUACUAGAAGCAUACUCCCGGGUUCUUGGAAACCUUGCAUAUACCAUACUCGCAAGAAUAGGAGCAGUUCUGCAAGAAGACAUUUUGAGCAACCCAAAUUCCCCAGCAAAAGGAUUGCAUCUUCCCAGCGGGACCAC